Messenger RNA from Rhipicephalus microplus (southern cattle tick), 1121 nucleotides. RefSeq names its product pyridoxal phosphate homeostasis protein. Gene Ontology annotation, molecular function: pyridoxal phosphate binding. Gene Ontology annotation, cellular component: intracellular anatomical structure. Lineage: Eukaryota; Metazoa; Arthropoda; Arachnida; Ixodida; Ixodidae. The record is from RefSeq and is a predicted model, not a curated record.
UUUGAUACGCGAAGAUCGUAAAGCAAACAACGGAAGAGAGGCAUUUACGCGAUGGUGCGAAUACAGUGCCAGUUGGGUAUAGAUGUGUUACACAGCUGUUGGCGGCAACGUCUCUGAACGGCUUAAUGCAGCAUUUGCACUCAUAAUGUGGGCCUGAUCGAAAGCCGCGAUCGGAGCGGCAGUGCGCCGUCUUAUCUCCAAGCUGCUUAUUCCGACUGUUGGUGCUGUGCGUUCGGAGAGUGAAUCGAUUUCUUGUGAAUACUUAUGCGAAGAAUAAUGAGUGAAGUGGACAUUCCUAAGGCUUUGCAGUUGGUGCGCGAGAAAAUAGCGGCCGCCUCUGCGGGUUUGGCUGGCCCAGCACCUCGCCUCGUAGCUGUGAGCAAAACGAAGCCCAAGGAGCUUGUGAUCACGGCUUACAACGAAGGUCAGAGGCAUUUCGGCGAGAACUACAUUCAAGAGCUUGUGGAGAAAGCUAAUAGCGCCGAGAUACUGCGCGACUGCCCGGACAUCAAGUGGCACUUCAUCGGCCGCCUGCAGAGCAACAAAGUGCCGAAGUUCCCGAAGAUACCCAACUUGUUCAUGGUGGAGACGUUGGAGUCCCAGAAAACUGCUCAUGCAUUGAACAACGCUUGGGCUGCGAGUGGACGUUCGCCACUCAACGUCUUGGUUCAGGUGAACACUAGCGGCGAGGAACAGAAAAAUGGCAUCGACCCAAAGGACGCGAGCCAGCUCGUAAAGUUUAUCGUAGGAGAGUGUCCUAGUCUAAAGUUCGCCGGACUGAUGACGAUAGGCAUGGCGGAGCACGAUAAGAGCGGCCCGAAUCCAGACUUCAUGUGCUUAGCGAAAUGCAAGGAAGAACUUUGCAAGGAGCUGGGGUUGAGUGCUUCGGACGUGGAGCUCAGUAUGGGCAUGUCUGCCGAUUUCAAGGAGGCGAUACGGAUGGGUAGCACUAAUGUUCGUAUCGGAAGCACGAUCUUCGGGCAUCGAAAUUAUCCCCAGAAAACUUAAAUCCGAGAACUGAACAAAACGAGUCGCUGCUUCCGGCACUUUCUCCUGGAUGUAUUAAUUAUAUCACAUUUUGAUUGUCGUCAUUUGUGAAAUAAAAAAAAAAAACGCACUGU